AUGGACAUGUGUCGGAAACGCGACGACGAUAGAUUCAAAAUGUGCGAGUGUCGCCAGGUUACGGCAAGAGAUCAAGCUCGGGCUCUGUUGAUGUCCAGUGUGAUGAUGCCAAGCUCCGAGGACACCAAUGGGGGCGUGGAGGGCCUGCCGCUGUGCCUAUCAGCAGAAGGAAGUUGCCUCCACGCCGAUUGA
Molecule: messenger RNA, 192 nt
Organism: Phytophthora nicotianae INRA-310
Lineage: Eukaryota; Oomycota; Peronosporomycetes; Peronosporales; Peronosporaceae
Exons: 2
Coding region: 1-192 (63 amino acids)
Source: RefSeq, a predicted model, not a curated record